Messenger RNA from Musa acuminata AAA Group (dessert banana), 675 nucleotides. RefSeq lists its product as uncharacterized. Lineage: Eukaryota; Viridiplantae; Streptophyta; Magnoliopsida; Zingiberales; Musaceae. The transcript is spliced from 4 exons. The record is from RefSeq and is a predicted model, not a curated record. The coding region runs from base 1 to 675 and encodes 224 amino acids. Gene Ontology annotation, molecular function: SUMO-ubiquitin ligase activity.
AUGGUUCUAGAUGUAGAUCUCAAUUCUCCACCUCUUGAGAUCCAUGAGCAAGAAGCAUCUUCUGGUUCCAGACACCCUGCUGCAUCUCAUGGAACAUCUGCUUCCAUCAAUCCUCGGCAUAUUUAUCCCAGUGGACAGCAUCAGGGUUCUGCCCCACAGCCCUAUGAUGUUUUAGACAGUUCACUUAUUGAUGUAGAUGCCAUCGAGGAUGAGGUCCAGAUGCUCUCAUCCCCAAGAGGGUUUCCUCAGGCAAGGAAUCAUUCUAGGAGAAAUCAACCUGUGACAGUAGUCCUCGAUGAAGAUCUUGACACAAGUUCAAGAAUAUCAGAGGGAUCAGCAACCAUAUUAUCUUUGAAUGAUCACAAUAAGCAUGAAAGAAGUUCAAGAAACAUUUCAGUUAUUAAUUGUGAGCUUUAUCCAGCUCUGGAAGAGGAGUCCAACGUGAAGGGCAAGAAUGUCAUGGAAGCCAGGCCGGAGCCGCCAAAGGAACCAGCUUUCAUCUGCCCCAUCUGCAUGGACACACUGGUGGAGCCAUCGUCAACUAUUUGCGGCCAUAUUUUCUGCUGCAGCUGCAUAAAGGCGUCCGUUAAAUCUCAGAAGAAGUGCCCUACUUGUCAAAGAAAGCUAAGCAUGAGCAAUUUCCACAGGGUGUAUCUUCCAACUACUACUGACUGA